AUGGCUUCAUUUGUGGCUACUACAAGGAGGUUACCUUCAGACUCUGGCGCCUUUGCGGACUGGGGAGCGACUAGUUCAUCCGGUGGUGGUGGUGGCCGUGCUGUCCCCGUAGACGAUCUCUCCCUCGGCUUCAAUGCGGGUCCUGCUGCCGCAGCAGCCGCCACUGGACCUGCCACCGGAAUGUGGCCCGGCGCAAAUAGGUCAGUCAAUUACCCCGAAAUGGGGAUGUUCGUGGUGGCGCCAGCCUCUUCGUUCCACCACCAUCACCACCAGCAGCAGCCGCCGUCGCACGAUCCCGUCAUGGCAGAUUCCCUCAACCCAGCCACUGCACUCGGCGUUGGUGUCAUCCCUCUCCUCGCUGCUACGCCGUGUCUUGAAUCCGAGAACAUCCUCGGAAAUAGGAUUCGCAGCGGUGGAAUUCAGUUUUGGCAGGACCAACCGCCCCAGCAGAGCCACUACAUGAAAAAGCAGCAGCCGGGGUUUCUCGACCAUAGUAACACGAGUUCUGGAAAUUUGGUUCAAAACAGUGGCGGGGUAACUGCUUCGGGGACUAGCAGUGGGGGAACAACGUGCCAAGAUUGCGGAAACCAGGCCAAGAAAGAUUGUACUAAUAGAAGGUGUAGGACUUGUUGCAAAAGUCGAGGUUUCGAUUGCCCUACCCAUGUCAAGAGCACAUGGGUCCCCGCCGCACGCCGGAGAGAGCGCCAGCUCAUGACUGCGGCCACUGCUGCUGUUGCUGGCUCCAGUGGCUCCACCUCCGGGACUAAAAAACCUAGGCUCAUUGCGUCACAAACAACAACAACUUCUCACACUUCCACCUCUAACACCACCCCUCCUAGAAGCUUUGACACAAGCUCUAGUCAUCAAGAUGCGGGUUUCAAGGAGACUUUACCUGGGCAAGUACGUGCACCAGCUGUUUUCAAGUGUGUAAGAGUGACGGCGGUGGAGGAUGGGCAAGAUGAGUAUGCGUAUCAGGCCGUGGUGAAGAUUGGUGGUCACGUGUUCAAAGGAUUUCUCUAUGAUCAAGGGUUGGAGAAUAGGGAUGUGUAUCCUAACCUAUCUGAGUUGCAUUUGGGUGGUGGAAAUGGCGGAAGUGGGAGCGGAGGGAGUGGUGGGGUGGGUAGAAAUGGGGUUUCUUCUUCUUCUCCAAUGAUGGAUCCUUCUGAUGUUUAUGCAGCUUCUGGUGGAGGGUUACUUGGGGGUUCUUCUGCUUUUGGUAAUCCAAUGAAUUGA
Messenger RNA from Sphenostylis stenocarpa, 1233 nucleotides. The record is from the annotation of a GenBank genome assembly. NCBI's taxonomy places the organism in Eukaryota, Viridiplantae, Streptophyta, Magnoliopsida, Fabales, Fabaceae.